This is a messenger RNA of Ruditapes philippinarum (Manila clam), 1958 nucleotides long. RefSeq lists its product as uncharacterized. The transcript has 3 exons. The annotation marks the transcript as partial. Gene Ontology annotation, molecular function: catalytic activity. The record is from RefSeq and is a predicted model, not a curated record. Lineage: Eukaryota; Metazoa; Mollusca; Bivalvia; Venerida; Veneridae.
AUGGACAUCUCCACUCCGAAGCAAAACAUACUAAACCGGCAGUUCCAAUCUGUAUUCACCGACAACAUCACGGUCACUGCUGAUGACUUCAAGAAGGGGAACUACAUCAAUCCACAGUCAACCCAUCCAGUAGCCCCUGAGAUAUCCAUCACCACUCGGGGAAUCAGAAAACUCCUUCUCGCAUUGAACCCGCAUAAAGCUGCAAGACCCGACACCACAAGCCCUAGCAUCCUCAAAGAUUUGGCAAUUGACAUCGCUCCCAUACUCACCACCAUACUAGAUCUAGAAUUAAACAGGUUAGAAUGUAUUUGGAUCGAGUUGAUUCUUUGUAACAAUCGUCAUAUUCUAUUUAGUAUUUUCUAUCGACCGCCUAACUCAGAUGUCAUAUACAACAAUCUAAUUGAAGAUUCUAUUGGUCUAGCCAUUGACACUAAUAUACCUGACAUCAUCAUUACGGGUGAUUUCAAUCUAAAUGUAAACUGUUAUUCAUCUAACCGCAAAAUUACAUCCAUCACUCAACAGUUCAAUCUAGAACAACUAAUUGAUGAACCAACACAUUACACUGAACAUUCAAAUUCUUUGAUCGACCUUAUAUUAGUUUCAAACAAAAGCAAUGUUAUUCAUUCUGGUGUUGGUGAUCACUUUCUAGAACAAGAACUAAGGUAUCACGUUCCUAUAUUUGGUUUUCUGAAAUUCCGUAAACCGCGACAAAUGUGUUUUGACCGCAUUGUUUGGGAAUAUGAACAUGCUGACUACGAAGCUUUACGUGAAGAUAUAAAUACCUAUACAUGGGAAAACUGCUUUGAUGCAGAUGUUAACAUAUAUGCGAAUAACGUAAUCAAUCAGAUACAAACAAUUGCUAAAAAUAACAUCCCUAACAAAUUGAUUAAAGUAAGACCAUUAGAUGUUCCAUGGAUGACAAAUUCAAUCAGAGUUAAUAUCCGUAAACGAAAACGUCUGUAUAAAAAAGCUAGAAUGACAAAUUCACAAUAUUACUGGCAAAGGUUUAAAUCUAUUCGUAAUGAAACAAUAUUAUUGAUACGGGAAGCCAAGUCAAACUAUUUUUGUAAACUCUCUAAUAAAUUGAAAAAUGAAUCACUUUCGUCUAAAGACUGGUGGAAGACUCUGAAAUCUUUUAUUUCAUCAACAAAUAAUAGUAGCAUUCCACCACUGACAGAUCCCUUAAACAGAAAUAUUGUUUACUCAAAUAACGAUAAGGCAAAUCUUCUGAAUAACUUCUUCGUAGAACAAAUGUCUAUUAACGAUGAGAACAGAGAUCCACUUUACCUUAGUUCACCACUUUCCUGUCUCAAUGAUAUUGUGCUUAGCCCUCAUGAAGUAAAAGAUGUUCUUCUUUCGUUACAAGUUGACAAAGCAGUAGGUCCAGAUGGUAUAAGUAAUAGAAUUUUACGCGAGGCUUCUCAUGAACUAUCUUCACCCUUGUGUGACUUAUUCAAUGCUUCUCUAAGAUGUUGUAAAGUUCCAAUCACAUGGAAAGAGGCGAAUGUCACUGCAGUUCACAAAAAGGGCGAUACAUCUCUCCCAAAUAACUAUAGACCUAUAUCACUUUUGAACACCACAGAAAAAGUUUUUGAACGUCUUGUAUUAAAACACAUCUUUAACUUUCUCAAAGUAAAUAAUUUUCUGUCUACUGCUCAGUCUGGUUUUAUCCCGGGUGAUUCUACAGUUAAUCAGCUUGCUUUCAUUUAUGAUACCCUUUGUAGAUCACUUGACAAUGGCCUCGAAGUUCGUGUGGUUUUCUUUGAUAUCAGUAAAGCGUUUGACAAGGCUGAUACGGGAAGGUGUAGCUUUGCUGGCUUCAUCCUUAGCCAUCCGGGAACGACCGGGUUACACCAGGGAAGCACUGUAGCUCUGCUGACUCAAACUGGGGAUGAUCCGGGGUAUUAUAUAGCCAGUAAGAGCUAUGGUAGAGCCCUGGUGAAUGCCACAGAGCCCCA